GAAAAAAAAUAAGAUAAAAGAGGAAACAAAAUCUCGAAGAGAAAGAGAGAUAUGGGUGAGGUGGUUUAUAUGGACGAAGGAGACUUAGAAGCAAUCGUGAGAGGCUACUCAGGCUCCGGUGAAAGCUCCGGCGGGUCUUACCUACCAUUUGAGGCGGCUAGUUUCUACGAACCGGAGAUGGAGACAACCGGUUUAGAUGAACUCGGUGAACUCUACAAACCUUUUUAUCCUUUCUCUACUCAAACUAUCCUCACGAGCUCCGUCUCUGUUCCCAAAGAUUCAAGAAGUUUCGGAGAUGAUAAAAAACAACGAAGACAUGGCUGUCUUCUGUCUAACGGAUCAAGAGUUGAUCAUGUCAGAAUCACAGAGUCCAAAUCGAAGAAGAGCAAGAAGAACCAACAGAAGAGAGUUGUUGAGCAAGUGAAAGAAGAGAAUCUGUUGUCGGACGCAUGGGCGUGGCGUAAAUAUGGGCAGAAACCCAUCAAAGGAUCUCCAUACCCAAGGAGUUAUUACCGGUGCAGCAGCUCGAAGGGGUGUUUAGCAAGAAAACAAGUUGAAAGAAAUCCUCAGAACCCGGAAAAGUUCACCAUAACGUAUACGAACGAGCACAAUCAUGAGCUACCAACCCGGAGAAACUCACUAGCUGGUUCAACUCGAGCGAAAUCUUCCCAACCCAAACCGUCCAUAACCAAAAAAUCUGGAAAACAAGUGGUUUCUUCUCCCACAAGUAACCCGGUGAUCACAUCCCCUGAUGAAUCUUCCGUUGCUGUUCAAGACAUGGGGAUUUCUGAAAUGAGCACCUACCAAGCAACCGAAGAAAUAGAAGGCAUGAGUACCAGUUUACCAUCGGAUUUGUUGUCUGGAAUCGGAAAUUUUCCAAGCUUUACUGGUGACUUCGAUGAACUAUUGAAUAGCCAAGAGUUCCUCAAUGGGUACUUAUGGAAUUAUUAGAGAACGUUAAGUGUGUAUGAAUAUAUAGUCAAACUUAUAUUAUAGUUGCAUUGCGGCCGUUGAGAAAAAUGUAUAAAUGUCUAGUCUCUGUAGGA
Brassica oleracea var. oleracea is the source of this 1046-nucleotide messenger RNA. Its product is annotated as probable WRKY transcription factor 29. The transcript has 3 exons. Gene Ontology annotation, molecular function: transcription cis-regulatory region binding; DNA-binding transcription factor activity. Lineage: Eukaryota; Viridiplantae; Streptophyta; Magnoliopsida; Brassicales; Brassicaceae. The coding region runs from base 52 to 951 and encodes 299 amino acids. Gene Ontology annotation, cellular component: nucleus. The record is from RefSeq and is a predicted model, not a curated record. Gene Ontology annotation, biological process: regulation of DNA-templated transcription.